This is a messenger RNA of Guillardia theta CCMP2712, 603 nucleotides long. RefSeq lists its product as hypothetical. Gene Ontology annotation, cellular component: cytoplasm. The annotation marks the transcript as partial. Gene Ontology annotation, molecular function: deoxynucleoside kinase activity; ATP binding. The record is from RefSeq and is a predicted model, not a curated record. The transcript has a single exon. Gene Ontology annotation, biological process: nucleobase-containing compound metabolic process. NCBI's taxonomy places the organism in Eukaryota, Cryptophyceae, Pyrenomonadales, Geminigeraceae.
GCCGGACAGAGCAGGUUCUUCUCCUUCGAAGGCAUCAUAGGGGCAGGCAAGAGUACUCUAUUGCGGAAGCUUCAAGAGAACGGGGUAGUUGUGAUACCUGAGCCUCUCCAAGCGUGGCAGGACAACGGAAUCUUUGAGGCCUUCUACAAGGACAUGUCGAGAUGGAGCUUCACCUUCCAGAUUGCUGCGUUCACGACACGUGUGAAGUCGGUUGAGGAGGCCAUCUCCUCGACCUCCUCGUCCUCCUCGCCUUGGAUGGUGGGAGAGCGAUCAUGGUUUGCAGACUCGUAUGUCUUCGAGCCGCUCCUGCACAGGGACGGACAUCUCAACAACAUGGAGCACGACAGCUACAAGCUGUGGUGGCAGUGGGCAGAGCAACGAGCCCCCCGGACCUCGGGUAUCAUAUACCUUCGAGCAUCACCGCGCACGUGCCUUAAGAGAAUCCAGAAGCGUUCAAGGGCCGAGGAGGCGGACAUUCCACUGGGGUACCUGGAGGGGCUCUUUGAGAAGCACGAAGACUGGCUCAUGCACAGGAAGACGCCGUACGGGAGGCACGACAUUCCAGUCCUCGUGUUGAAUGCCGACGUCGAGUUCGAGUCCAAC